Messenger RNA from Peromyscus californicus insignis, 2622 nucleotides. Its product is annotated as zinc finger protein 260-like. The coding region runs from base 78 to 2507 and encodes 809 amino acids. The transcript is spliced from 4 exons. Gene Ontology annotation, molecular function: RNA polymerase II transcription regulatory region sequence-specific DNA binding; DNA-binding transcription factor activity, RNA polymerase II-specific. NCBI's taxonomy places the organism in Eukaryota, Metazoa, Chordata, Mammalia, Rodentia, Cricetidae. Gene Ontology annotation, cellular component: nucleus. Gene Ontology annotation, biological process: regulation of transcription by RNA polymerase II. The record is from RefSeq and is a predicted model, not a curated record.
ACCCUGGUGUUCUGUGUGCUGCGCUGUGACCCGCUGCCGGGAGCUUUGAGGAGAGCCCGGCGAGCUGGGAAUCCGCCAUGGUGAUUGAGGGGCCGCCGUCCCCAUGCGGGGAGGAGCCUUGGGAACAGGAUGCAGUGACCUAUGAGGAUGUGCAUGUGAACUUCACUCAUGAAGAGUGGGCUUUGCUGGAUUCUUCCCAGAAGAGUCUCUACAAAGAUGUGAUGCUGGAAACCUACUGGAACCUCACUUCUAUAGGUUACAAAUGGGAAGACCAUAAUAUUGAAGAACAUUGUCAGUGCUGUAGAAGAAUUGAAAGCAGGUGUGUCAUCUGUCCCUCUGGACACAAUCCAUGUGAGCAUAAGGGAUAUGGAAAGAAGCAUUGUAGUUCUGUCUCUCUCAGAACAAGUGGAAGGUAUAUGGUAGUCCCCACUAUGAGAAGACAUGAUGACUGUGAUACAAGUUUACAAUUAACUGGUUUUCCAACUUCAGUGGGAAUUCAUCAACAAACUUCCAUUGGAAAAAAACCUUAUGAGUACCAGGAAUAUGGAAAUUCAUCUCUCUCUUCUGUUUCACUGUGUAUAUGUAGUGUGGCUCUCAGUAUAAGAAAAUGUUAUAAAUACAAUCAGUGUGGUCCAACUCUGAGUUCUUCAAGUUCUCUUCAAGGAUGUGAAAAAACUCAUAUGUUAAGAGAAAAUAAUAAAUGUGAGUCAUCUACCAAAGGCUUUAGCCAUUACAGGCGUCUUCAAACACACCAAACACCCAAUAAUGAAGAGAAUCUAUAUGAAUAUAAUCAAUGUGAUAAAGUCUUUAGAUGUGAUUGGUCGUUAAAACACCAAAGAACACAUUUGGAAGGAAAACCCUGUGAUUAUAAUCAAAGAUAUAAAGGCUUUGCAUGUCACAGUCUUCAUCAAGUACAUAGAAUUCAAACUAGGGAGAAAAGGUAUGAAUCUCAGCAAUGUGAUAAAGCCUUUGCAUGUCCCAUAAUACAUAAUAGAAGUUACACUGGAGAGAAACCCUAUAAAUGCAAUCAGUGUGGUAAAUCCUUUAGAGGGAACAAUCAUCUUCUCUGUCAUGAAAGAAUUCAUACUGGAGAGAAACCCUAUGAAUGUCAUGAAUGUGGUAAAGCUUUUGCACAAAAGAGUUAUCUUCUCAGUCAUGAAAGAAUUCAUAAUGGAGAGAAACCUUAUGCAUGUAAUCAAUGUGGUAAAGCCUUUCCAUAUAAUAGUCUUCUUCUCACUCACUUAAAAAUUCAUACUGGAGAGAAACCCUAUGAAUGUAAUCAAUGUGGCAAAUGCUUUGCACAGAAGAGUAAUCUUCUCAGUCAUGAAAGAAUUCAUACCGGAAAGAAACCCUAUGAAUGUAAUCAAUGUGGUAAAGCCUUUCCAUAUAAUAGUCUUCUUCUCACUCACUUAAAAAUUCAUACUGGAGAGAAACCCUAUGAAUGUAAUCAAUGUGGCAAACGCUUUGCACAGAAGAGUUAUCUUCUCAGUCAUGAAAGAAUUCAUACCGGAGAGAAACCCUAUGAAUGUAAUCAAUGUGGUAAAGCCUUUGCUCAAAAGAGUCAUCUUCUCUGUCAUGAAAGAAUUCAUAAUGGUGAGAAACCCUAUGAAUGUAAUCAAUGUGGUAAAGCCUUUGCAUUGAAGAGUCAUCUUCACAGUCAUGAAAGAAUUCAUAAUGGUGAGAAACCCUAUGAAUGUAAUCAAUGUGGUAAAGCCUUUGUACAGAAGAGUCAUGUUCUCAGUCAUGUAAGAAUACAUACUGGAGAGAAACCCUAUGAAUGUAAUGAAUGUGGUAAAACCUUUGCAGAGAAGAGAAAUCUUAACAGACAUAAAAUAAUUCAUACUGGAGAGAAACCCUAUGAAUGUAAUCAAUGUGGUAAAGCCUUUGCAGAGAAGAGAAAUCUUCUCAUUCAUGUAAGAAUGCAUACUGGAGAGAAACCCUAUGAAUGUAAUGAAUGUGGUAAAGCCUUUGCAGAGAAGAGAAAUCUUCACAGACAUGAAAUAAUUCAUACUGGAGAGAAACCAUAUGAAUGUAAUGAAUGUGGUAAAACCUUUACACAGAAGAGUCAUCUUCAUACUCAUGCAGUUCUUCAUACUGGAGAGAAACCCUAUAAAUGUAAUCAAUGUGGUAAAGCCUUUGCAUUGAAGAGUCAUCUUCACAGUCAUGAAAGAAUUCAUAAUGGUGAGAAACCCUAUGAAUGUAAUCAAUGUGGUAAAGCCUUUGCAUUGAAGAGUCAUCUUCACAGUCAUGAAAGAAUUCAUAAUGGUGAGAAACCCUAUGAAUGUAAUCAAUGUGGUAAAGCCUUUGUACAGAAGAGUCAUUUUCUCAGACAUGUAAGAAUACAUACUGGAAAGAAACCCUAUGAAUGUAAUGAAUGUGGUAAAACCUUUGCAGAGAAGAGAAAUCUUAACAGACAUAAAAUAAUUCAUACUGGAGAGAAACCCCUGAAUGUAAUCAAUGUGGUAAAGCCUUUGCAGAGAAGAGAAAUCUUCACAGACAUGAAAUAAUACAUACUGGAGAGAAACCCUAUGAAUGUAAUCAAUGUGGUAAAGACUUUGCAGAGAAGAGAAAUCUUCACAGACAUGAAAUAAUUCAUACUGGAGAGAAACCAUAUGAAUGUAA